GGCUGCGUCUCUUAUAAAGUGAUAGCAGAAUACACCACACCAACACAGUUUCUGGCAUAACAUUAAAUUUCCAAAACUGCAACCAUUCUAUACUAAUUAAUCCACACUUCUACCUUAACCAAACCAAAACCUUCUUUUUCUUUCUCUGUUUUUCUUUAAUGUGGUUCUUCGUUUCUUGCUUCGGCGGUGCAGCCGAUCCUACCGCCUCCACCAAGUCCGUUGUCCCUCCGCCUUCCCGGACUCUCCGCCGCAAGCCCCAAUGGAAACCCACCCUCGGAUCAAUUUCAGAGAACACCGCGCCGCCUCACAGGGAAAGGGCCACGACGGCGGAGUCUGCCGGAGACAUCAAAAAGAGUGAGAACAGCGCCACUACAAAGUCUCACCGCCGUCACUUCAGCGAGGGUAGCGAUUACGGUUGCAGGCGAGUUACCGUUGGAGCAAUGCCAGCAUUCUCUCCUACGCCAUUCAUUUUCUGAAAAUUACAAUUCUGCUCGUAAAUCAGAUGUACAUACAUGUUCAUAUGUGGCUUAGAAUAAACGAUAAAUUUGUAGUUUUAUUGUGGUGGCACUUGCGAAUGAAAUGGGCUUCAGCACAGUAUCA
Molecule: messenger RNA, 600 nt
Organism: Vigna angularis (adzuki bean)
Lineage: Eukaryota; Viridiplantae; Streptophyta; Magnoliopsida; Fabales; Fabaceae
Exons: 2
Coding region: 159-476 (105 amino acids)
Source: RefSeq, a predicted model, not a curated record